Haplochromis burtoni (Burton's mouthbrooder) is the source of this 4335-nucleotide messenger RNA. It is a transcript of the gene slc4a5b, whose product is annotated as solute carrier family 4 member 5b. The record is from RefSeq and is a predicted model, not a curated record. Gene Ontology annotation, molecular function: sodium:bicarbonate symporter activity; solute:inorganic anion antiporter activity; monoatomic anion transmembrane transporter activity. Gene Ontology annotation, cellular component: plasma membrane. Bases 495 to 3689 code for a protein of 1064 amino acids. NCBI's taxonomy places the organism in Eukaryota, Metazoa, Chordata, Actinopteri, Cichliformes, Cichlidae. Gene Ontology annotation, biological process: monoatomic anion transport; transmembrane transport; regulation of intracellular pH. The transcript is spliced from 26 exons.
GCUGUUAUGGAUAAAAAGUGUCUUUUUUUGUUUCAAAAUAGCUGAUAACUAUUCGCUGAUAGCUGCCAACAUCUGCGAACAACUAUAAUUCUAGAAAGUUGUUCUAUACAGUGUGUAACUGUUAAUAUAGAGUGUUAUUAAAUUUAUUGUUAAUGCAAUCAUAUGGCACACUGACCUCUGAGGAAAUUUUAAAUGGCACUCGCCAUCAGAAAGGUUGCCUACCCCUGCUCUAAUCUUAUUGGGUGUGCACUCGUUCAAACACACACACACAAACACAUACACACACUCGAGUCACAUGUAAUAGUCAAUACUUAGAUCAUCUGUACAUUCAUUUACAGUCUGGUUGGGUGUAGUUGCAGCAUUUUCCUUGACAGGCUCUAUAGAGAAUAGGACUGAAAAUUUUUGGCAUCUUGUAGUUUGUUACUCUUCCUUACAAAAGGCAAUAUAAAUUUCUCUUCACGGGCAAUCUCAGAUUCAGCUUCUGUCACAUCAGGAUGGAUCACCAUGAAUGGCAACAGGGAAGAAGUAGGGGUCAUAGGCACUAUGAUGAUGAUGAUGAGGCCCAGCCAUUCUACAUCGGUGUUCCAGUUUCCCACCGGCGGAAAAGGCGCAGACAUCACUCCUAUGCCAGCGAUGCCAACCGUGAUUCACGACAUACACACUAUGAUCACCAUAACCAGCGAGAACACUCACAUCGAGGAUAUUAUAACAAAGACGAGCACUAUAAUAAUGAAGAGGAUGGUGAAGAGUGUCGUGAGCAUGCCGAUCCUACAGUGUCCCCUGCUGCUGAAAGGCUGCGCCACAUACUGGGAGAGGAUGAUAGCACUCCAACACCAACAAUAUUCACUGAGAUGGAUACAUUACAGCAGGAGGGUGGUGAAUUAGAGUGGAAAGAGUCUGCAAGAUGGGUGAAGUUUGAGGAGAAGGUGGAGGAGGGAGGAGAAAGAUGGAGCAAGCCUCAUGUUUCCACACUCACCCUCCAUAGUCUGUUUGAGCUGAGAACCUGCCUGCAGACAGGAAGUAUUCUGCUCGACCUAGAAGGCUACUCACUGCCACAGAUCGUGGAGGAGAUUGUGGAACAACAGAUAACUGAUGGUCUCAUUCCUCCUGAUCUUAAGGAGAAGAUUAUAUUUGUGUUGCUCAGGAAGCAUCGUCAUCAGACCAAGAAGCCAAUCCACCGCUCUCUGGCAGACAUGGGAAAAUCAUCCAAUACUGCGUCUAGCCGUAGUCCUCAGGUUAAUCUGAGUCGUAGCACUAGUUCAGCUUCUGGGAUCCACCGCUCCACAGAAGACCUACGUUCUCGGCAGUCAAGCAGCCUUGGCCGCCUGCAUCAUGCUCAGAGUAGAAGCAUGAAUGAUAUUUCAGACACACCAAGCACUGAUCAGCUUAAGAAUAAGUUCAUGAAGAAGAUACCUCGUGAUGCUGAAGCAUCCAAUGUCCUGAUUGGUGAAGUUGAUUUUCUGGAUAAACCCUUUGUCUCCUUUGUACGCUUGGCUCAAGCUACAACUCUGGGGGGGCUUACUGAAGUUCCUGUACCAACCAGAUUUCUCUUCAUUCUUCUGGGUCCUCAUGGCAAAACCAAAUCCUACAACGAGAUUGGCAGAGCCAUUGCUACACUCAUGGUGGAUGAUUUGUUUAGCGAUGUUGCCUAUAAGGCAAGGGACCGUGAAGACUUGAUUGCAGGUGUUGAUGAGUUUCUGGAUGAAGUGAUUGUCCUUCCUCCAGGAGAAUGGGACCCCAAGAUCCGUAUUGAACCACCCAAAAAGGUUCCAUCUGCAGAAAUGAGAAAAUCAGUGCUGAACUUGAAUGAGCUGGGUCAGGUGAAUGGUUUAGCUGGCGGAGCAGCUGGAGGUGAAGAUGAGGAGCUUCCAGCCCCACAUGAGUUGGGAGAGGAGCUGAAAUUCACUGGGAGGAUUGGUGGUGGAUUAUGGCUGGAUAUCAAAAGGAAGAUCCCAUGGUAUUGCAGUGAUAUUUAUGAUGGUUUCCAUAUCCAGUCCAUCUCUGCUGUGCUAUUCAUCUACCUAGGCUGCAUCACCAAUGCUAUCACCUUUGGAGGACUACUAGGGGAUGCUACUGACAAUUACCAGGGAGUGAUGGAGAGUUUUCUUGGCACUGCUUUAGCAGGAAGUGUCUUUUGCUUGUUUGGAGGACAGCCUCUCAUCAUUUUGAGUUCAACUGGGCCCAUUCUCAUCUUUGAAAAACUGCUUUAUGAGUUCAGCAAAAACAAUGAUGUGGACUAUAUGGAGCUUCGUCUGUGGAUUGGCCUUCACUCGUGUCUGCAGUGUUUUUUACUGGUUUUUUCAGAUGCUAGCUACAUCAUCAAAUAUAUGACCCGAUUCACGGAGGAGGGUUUCUCCAGCCUCAUUUCUUUUAUAUUCAUUUCUGAUGCAAUCAAGAAGAUGGUCGGAGCCUUUAAAUAUUACCCAAUCAACCGUGGUUUCAAACCUGAUUACAUUACAGCUUAUAAGUGUGAAUGCAUCGCUCCAGACCAGGCACCUGCACUGGGCUUGAAUGCUUCAGCUCCACUUGCAGAUGAUAAUAUGACUCUGCUGUUUAACUUAACAGAUCUGGACUGGAGUCAGCUGAGUAAGAAAGAAUGUGUCAAGUAUGGUGGUAUGCUGGUGGGGAACUCCUGUAAGUAUGUUCCUGACCUGGCCCUCAUGUCCUUCAUCCUCUUCUUUGGCACCUACUCCAUGACAGUGUCUCUUAAGAAGUUCAAGUUUAGCCGCUACUUCCCAACAAAGCUGAGGAAGCUAAUCAGUGACUUUGCCAUCUUCAUGUCAAUCAUGUCCUUUGUGGGUCUCGAUAUGCUGAUGGGGUUAGACACACCCAAACUUAUCGUGCCAACAGAGUUCAAGCCUACACGUAGUGACCGCGGCUGGCUGGUGAUGCCCUUUGGUAAGAACCCCUGGUGGUGGUGUGUGGCCAGUUUCGUUCCUGCUCUUCUGGUCACCAUCCUCAUCUUCAUGGACCAGCAGAUUAGUGCUGUCAUUGUCAACCGCAAGGAAAACAAAUUAAAGAAAAGCUGUGGCUACCACUUGGACCUGUUCUGGGUAGGUGUGCUGAUGGCUGUGUGUUCUUUCAUGGGCAUGCCAUGGUAUGUAGCAGCCACUGUCAUCUCCAUUGCUCAUAUCGACUCACUGAAGAUGGAGAGUGAAUCUAGUGCCCCUGGAGAGCAACCACAGUUCCUUGGAGUCAGAGAGCAGAGGUUGACAGGCAUUUUGGUGUUUGUCCUAACAGGACUCUCAGUCUUUCUUGCCCCUAUACUUCAGUACAUCCCCAUGCCUGUCCUUUAUGGAGUCUUCCUCUACAUGGGAGUGGCUUCACUGAGUGGCAUCCAGUUCUGGGAGCGCAUCAAGCUGUAUCUAAUGCCGCCCAAACACCAGCCAGACUUCUCUUUCCUGCGUCAUGUCCCUAUGAGACGCGUCCACCUUUUCACCCUAGUCCAGAUUGUGUGUCUGGCUGUUCUCUGGAUCCUUAAGUCUACAUUUCUGGCCAUCAUCUUCCCAGUAAUGAUUCUCGGUCUCAUGGUUGUACGAAAGCUGCUGGAUUUGAUGUUCUCGCAACAUGAUUUGGCCUGGCUGGAUGAUAUCCUGCCAGACAAAGACAAGAAGAAGAAGGAAGAUGAGAAGAAGAAGAAGAAAGACAAGAAAGCACCAGAGCCUGAGAGUGAUGAGGAGUGUUGCUGAAAGGCACUUCAUUCCCUCUUACUACAGUCUUCCUGUCUGUCCAUCAUCUUUUCAGUACAUCUUUCACCUCUCCCACUUUGUUCCAACCUUUAGAAACAGUGUGUGUGCUUAUGUGUACCCUUUGUAUUUAUGCUUCAUCCAAGUCUUUGUCCAUACUAAAAGGGUUGCUUGACAGCUGUGUAGAAGCACAAGUGAUGCCCACUGAUGGCUUUAAAGGAUAAGCUUGGUGUUAUUGAUCAAAUUUUUAUUAGUAGCUUUAGCUUGGUCACUAUCAGCAGUAUUAACUUUGCCCAGUUCACUGAAACACUGACAAUCUUGUCUCAUAAGCCUCUGCUAUUCACGCGUGGGGGAGAUGUUUUCCUGAAUUGUGCAACACAGUUAAUAAACUACACUCUUCAGUUCAGUCAGAAACCCAGCACAGACCAAAGUGAUCAUCCAUGAAAAUAGAUAUGAAAGUAAGUGGAGGAGCAGGAGUGGAUGUGGGUUGCAAAGCAGCUUGUUGCGGCUGAAGGAACUGAAAUGGCCCCAUCUGAGAUUUGAAAAUCUGUGGAAGGGUAUAUGCUCAACCAUCAGCUGAUGUGGGCUGGAGUUGAGAUCCAAUUAUGGCCGAGUUAGAAUACAAAUACAGUGGGGCAAAAAAGUAUUU